GUGUAAAAUCAGAACCCACCAUCAUAUCUUCGUCUCUGUUUCUUUAGUCAUAGCAGGAUCUGCAAGCAACAAGAGGUACGAGUAUAUCUGGAAGAAGAUGGCAGAGAUUUGUGCAGCAGGAGAUGCACCCGAUUCGUCACCGUCAACAGAUGAAGGAGACGCCCGAAACAGCACAAGUCAAACGAGAAAGCCUAGGCCUCCUGUCAUUUCCUUGGCGAUGUUGAGAAGAGCGAUCGGUGACGAAAUCGCCUCCCUCGACGCAAACGAGGUGAGCCGUCGAGUCUAUGCAGGAGUGCUUUUGAAGGACGACAAGAAGCAGGUCGAGGCGAAAAACGGCGAGCUUCAGGCAAGUUCCAGAGAACAAAAAUGAACUUGUUUUGCUCAGAUAUAUUGAAAAAACAUUUGGCUCGGACUGUGAUGCCGCCAUGAAACUAAAACUGCAUGAUAUGCAGGAAAAGUCUGUAAGUCAAGACCACUUGCAGAUGAUAAGUGGAUCUAUUAAUAGGUCAUAAGGGACCGGAUGGGAGCUCGGUAGCUUCUGAUUGGACAAGAGCCGAGUUUUGUUCUGAUUUUGUUUAUGUCUCACUCAAUGAUCACUGCUUUGGGCUUACAGAAACCGCCAUACACACACAAGUAUUGGGUUGACGAGGAGCUCAACAGGAACUGCUUGAUGGUUCUGGCUCCGGCCUUAUCGAUCACUUGGGGUAACGAUCGCCGAUACUGGACAUGGCCAGAAGAGGGGGAAUCAUGCUAUUGGGGCAACGAAAAUCUGCCCGUCGCCGAGCUAGGACGUGUUUGCUGGCUAGAAAUCAAAGGGAAAUGCGAAACAAUCGUGCUCUCUCCGAGGACGAUGUAUGAAGUCGCUAUCUUCGUGAAGAUGGGCAGUCGAAACCACGGAUGGGAAAUUCCGGUGAACCUCAGUCUCCAAUUACCGGAUGGAAACAAGCAGGGACGCAUGGCAAGAUUGGACAGUUUGAAAAAGGAAACGUGGACACCUCUUAGCAUCGGCAAAUUCGAGACGACACCCAAAACCAUCGGCGAGAUAAGCUUUUCCCUCACACAAACUGAUGGGCAUUGGAAGUCCGGCCUCCGCGUCAAAGGCGUUGUUAUCACGCCUACAACAGAGAAUAAGCAGCCAAAAUAAUGCGUGAAUUGUGGCUCAAGUGCUUGUAUUAAUCUCCUCUCUAUGUAUGCUGAUGCAUCGUCGUAAUGAUACUUUUCCGAACUCGUAUCCAUUGGCAAACAAUAAAUAUUCCCCACUCUGAAAAAUUUUCGUCUCGAAUCAU
Messenger RNA from Syzygium oleosum, 1286 nucleotides. Its product is annotated as protein PHLOEM PROTEIN 2-LIKE A1-like. The transcript has 3 exons. NCBI's taxonomy places the organism in Eukaryota, Viridiplantae, Streptophyta, Magnoliopsida, Myrtales, Myrtaceae. The coding region runs from base 578 to 1144 and encodes 188 amino acids. The record is from RefSeq and is a predicted model, not a curated record.